Cladocopium goreaui is the source of this 384-nucleotide messenger RNA. Lineage: Eukaryota; Dinophyceae; Suessiales; Symbiodiniaceae. The record is from the annotation of a GenBank genome assembly.
AUGGAGAUGUCCUGCAACAAAGACUUGGAAUUUUCCAUGACCCGGUGUGCACCGCGUGCGAUGGCAACAGAAGGUCGAGGUGCCUGGCGGCCACUUCUAAGGAUGAGCAUCUUGCUGCUGUUGCUUCCGGCCUACCAGGCCUUUCUGGCACCUUUCGCUUCCAGCCGCCGUUUUGGACUCCGAACGCUGCGGCGAGCCGAGGAGAGUGGCCCUGUGGGGGAUUGGGUGGAAUGCUCCAUUGCGUAUACGCCCCGAGUUUCCAUGCACCAUUCCCGUGUGGAGCCGCGACGUGAAGAUGUCUACAUCUUUCACAAGCGCCAGCUGAAAGAAGACUUCGGGCAUCUAUAUGCCAAGCUGGGCUUUACCAUCCAGGCGGCACUGUAG